This is a messenger RNA of Cuscuta epithymum, 2119 nucleotides long. The record is from the annotation of a GenBank genome assembly. NCBI's taxonomy places the organism in Eukaryota, Viridiplantae, Streptophyta, Magnoliopsida, Solanales, Convolvulaceae.
GCAGAUGGAUUCAGAAAAUGAUGAAUGGAUAUUAGAUGAAUAUAAUAGUGAAGAUGACAAACAACCAGGUGGUUGGUCCCUCCCCACAAACGGUACAUGUGCUCUAAUUCAUGAUGAAGGUGAUUUAUCGGAUUUUUCUGAGCCAGCUACGAUACAAUCUUUGAUGGAAUUAAAGAGCAUUCAUGGUUCCGAAUCCUCAGCAAGUGAAGAUGAAGUUGACUCGGGGCAAAUUCAAGAAGUCAUAGGGAGGCUAACUUCAGGUUGGAACAAUCAUUUGCAUCUAUUGAUGAUUUUUAUGAAGCCGUUAGAAGCUAUGGGAUUCAAAAUAUGUAUAAUUUGACCUUUGUGAGGAAAGAUAAGACAAGAUGUCGUGUAAAGUGUGUGAAGGACUCCCCGUGGCUUAUAUAUUGUUCCAAAGUUGGAAAUUUAGAUACCUUUAAGGUAAAAACCUUCAUCUCUAGCCAUAAUUGUCAAAAGGAGGGAGUGAAAGCAAAAUUUGCCAAUACCAAGUGGCUGGGAAAUAAAGUAAUCGAAGAGUUUAGAGAACAUCCAAAAAUGGGAGGUGAAGAAUUAAGGGAUCUUAUAUAUAAGAAAUAUAAUGUCACAAUUAGCAUUGCAAAGGCUUAUAGAGUAAAGGCAUAUGCUUUACAAUCACUUCAUGGCAAUGUCGCUCAACAACAUUCUAAGUUACCAGGUUACUGUGCAAAGUUACUAAAGACUAACCCUGGAUCAUCCGUAGAAUUGUUGUUAUCAAAACACGGUGCAAGUGGUCCAUCAAGAUUUGAUAGAAUAUACAUAUGCAUAGAUGCGUGUAGAAAGGGAUUUUUAAAUGGAUGCCGACCACUUAUUGCAAUAGACGGAUGCCAUCUAAGUGGAUACUAUCGUGGUCAGCUUCUUGCAGCAGUGGGUCUUGAUGGGAACAAUGGCUUGUUCAUUAUAGCGUAUGCUAUAGUUUCAUCUGAAACUAGAGAGACAUGGUUGUGGUUCUUAAAUAGUUUGUUGACUGAUAUUGGACAAACAUCCAUACAUGGAGAGAGAUGGACAUUCAUAUCUGAUCAAGGAAAGGUAAAUACUUAAUUUGUUUACAUGCUUUAUCGUUAAUGCUUAUAUGCUUGGUUUACAAAUUUGUUUUGUUUUUGCUUGAUUAAUAGGGUCUUGUAGCUGCACUGCAAGAACUAUAUCCUUCACCAUAUCAUCGCUUUUGUGUACGUCAUUUGUAUAUGAACUUUGAGAAAAAAUGGAAGGAUGAACAGUUGAGAUCGCUAUUUUGGUUAGCUGCAAAAUCUACUACUACGUGUGAUUUUGACAGAUACAUGAAUAAGAUGAAGGCUAAAGAGUACACUGCAUGGGAAUAUCUCACUCAAGUAGGUGUUGAGAGAUGGAGUAGAGCACAUUUUCAAAAUCACGUUAAGUGUCACGUGUUCUCAAGUAGCAUUGUUGAGUGCUUCAAUGGAGUCAUAAAAAGGUACCGAGACAAUCAUGUUGAUAUCCUUAUCGACAAUAUAAGGAUUAUUAAAGCAAUGAAAUUAAUGAGGAAAAAAAAGAAUAAGAUGAGGCUCACUGGAAGUUUUAUAUGUCCAGAGAUACUAAAGAAAUUGAAUGCAUGCAUCAUGGAAUCUACUAGGUGGAAUUCUGUUUCAUGUGGGGAAGUUAUAUUUGACGUUUCACUAUGGCCUAAAAGGUUUAUUGUUCACCUUGAGAACAACACAUGUACUUGUAGGAUGUGGGACUUAACAGGUGUGCCUUGUAUCCAUGCUUGUGCUGCUAUAAUGUCUAUCAAGGCCAGGCCAGAAAAUUAUAUACAUGAAUAUUUUACAAGAGACUGUUUUUUAAGAGCCUAUGAGUAUGAAAUAAAUCCAAUGGGAGGUCCUGAUUUUUGGCCUAAAACUAAUGAUGAGCUCAUACAACCACCUUUACUAAAGAGGCCACCAGGGAGACCAAAAAAGCAAAGGCACAAAUCAUCACUGGAAAGGAAGGAUCCACACAAAGCUAAGAGAAAAUAUGGAAUGAUUAGGUGUGGUAAAUGCAAACAAUUUGGCCAUAACAAAAGGUCCUGUAAAGAGAAAGAGAAUGAACAGGAGCUGACAUGAGGAUGUUCCAUUUUCACAAUCCAGAGAAA